Messenger RNA from Cornus florida, 2353 nucleotides. Its product is annotated as K(+) efflux antiporter 6. Gene Ontology annotation, biological process: proton transmembrane transport; potassium ion transmembrane transport. Bases 188 to 1966 code for a protein of 592 amino acids. Gene Ontology annotation, molecular function: potassium:proton antiporter activity. Lineage: Eukaryota; Viridiplantae; Streptophyta; Magnoliopsida; Cornales; Cornaceae. The transcript is spliced from 20 exons. The record is from RefSeq and is a predicted model, not a curated record. Gene Ontology annotation, cellular component: membrane.
UCACAGUCUCCGUUUCUCACUUCUCUCUCUACACCAACUGUCACUUUCUCUCUCUACUUUCUCUCUAUAUCACUGGUUGUGGGCCUUGUGGCAAGUGCCACACAACCAAGACAACAUCGCUAGUUUCUAUAUCAGACAUUGCUUAACCUGCGCCGGUCUGCGUAUCGUGUGCCGGUCUCCUUCUGCAAUGAGGAGGAGGAGAUCGUCCCUCGAGCUCCAUCCCUCCUCCUUCUCCAUACUCGCUUUCGCGUUUCUCUCUCUAGUUCUGAUUCCUUCUCUCUCUUUCUCUCUUCUCGUCACCACGGAAUCAGAUCAGUUCGAUGUUAUCAAUGCGACUGAAUCGAACAAUGUCAACCGUUCUAAAGCGAGAGAGGACAGCUUUGCAGGCAUGAUUGAUCGAGCUCUGGAGAAAGAGUUCACUGAAAGUGAUCAGAACGAAGUAAAUGAUCCCGGCAGCUUCAACAACAGUGUAAACGAACAGCAGGCCACUUUGGAAACAGUAGCUAGAGUCAAGUCCAAGAAGAACGAUACUAAAGAGGAAAAGUCCUUUCAACUUCAUCACGUAUUCAAUUUGGAUAAUGACAACGGAGCAGAAGAUACCCCAACAUUGAUAGAUAGAAAGGACAAUGUCUUUAUAAUAUCUAAUUUCAAAUCAAAGUAUCCAGUGCUACAGUUAGACUUGAGAUUGAUAUCAGAUCUGGUAAUUGUCAUUGUCUCUGCAACUUGUGGUGGCAUUGCCUUUGCUUGUGCUGGACAACCGGUUAUAACUGGAUACUUGCUAGCUGGAUCUGUUGUUGGACCGGGUGGGUUUAGCUUUGUCAGUGAAAUGGUGCAAGUUGAGACAGUGGCCCAGUUUGGUGUAAUUUUUCUUCUUUUUGCUUUGGGGUUGGAGUUCUCUACAACAAAGCUUCGAGUUGUUCGAGCAGUUGCUAUUCUGGGAGGCGUGCUUCAAAUAUUCCUAUUUAUGUGUCUUUGUGGAAUUACAGCCUCGUUAUGUGGUGGUGAACCUUCAGAGGGGAUUUUUGUUGGUGUGUUUCUCUCAAUGUCUUCAACAGCAGUGGUAUUGAAAUUUUUGAUGGAAAAGAACAGUACAAAUGCCCUUCAUGGCCAAGUUACCAUCGGCACACUUAUUUUGCAGGACUGUGCCGUUGGGUUGCUUUUUGCUCUGCUUCCAGUUCUGGGUGGAAAUUCAGGUGUUCUACAAGGAGUAAUAUCCCUGGCUAAAUCGUUGGUGACGUUGAUUACAUUUUUGGUUGUUUUAACAAUAUUAUCUCGCACUUGUGUGCCUUGGUUCUUGAAAUUGAUGAUAAGUCUGUCAUCACAGACCAAUGAGCUCUAUCAAUUGGCAGCAGUCGCAUUUUGCCUUCUCGUAGCUUGGUGUAGUGAUAAGCUGGGUCUAAGUUUAGAACUGGGAUCAUUUGCUGCUGGAGUGAUGAUAUCAACAACUGAUCUUGCUCAACACACACUUGAACAAGUUGAACCCAUUCGCAAUUUCUUUGCUGCUCUUUUCCUUGCUAGCAUCGGUAUGCUGAUCCACGUUCAUUUUCUCUGGAGCCAUGUUGAUAUCUUGCUGGCAUCUGUUAUAUUAGUGAUAAUUGUUAAAACAUUUGUCAUUACCACUGUUGUCAAAGGAUUUGGCUAUAACAACAAGACUUCACUUCUUGUUGGUAUGUCUUUGGCACAAAUAGGGGAAUUUGCUUUUGUCCUUCUCAGUCGUGCUUCUAAUCUUCAUCUUAUUGAGGGGAAACUGUACCUGCUGCUCCUUGGGACAACAGCUCUUAGUUUGGUUACUACACCGUUGCUUUUCAAGCUAAUACCUGCCGUUGUACGUCUUGGGGUGCUGUUACGGUGGUUUUCCCCUGACAGUCAGAGUGAGUUGGGAUUCAAAGGAGAGAACCUCCGCUCAGACAGUGCCAAGCAGCGUAUUGCUUUGAUCUCCAAAGAUCUAAUGAUCCAUGAAGGUUAAAUAUAUGCUUUUCCAGAUCUACCUCGUAAGAUUCUCAUGCUCAAGACUACAUUUCAUUUGUUCAAAAGAGGUUGGGGCGGAUUGCUUCAUCUUUUUCUCCCGAAUCUUACACAAAUUGUUUCCCUUGUUAUUUUUGUUACACGCCUCUGACCAAACUAGAUAACUAAAAAACUUAACUCUCGGAAAUGAGAGAACAGGGUAUUAACCAUAGUGGUGAUCUAACUUCCAAAACAACUAACCAAAUGUAGCUUCGCCUUUGCUUGACCUAAUCAUGCUAUUCCAGUGUGAGCCUUUUUUUUUUUUUCAAUGUAAAAUAGUGCCUUCCUUCUGAUGUAAUUCAGACUGAGAUAUGUUAUUCUUUAUUCUUAUUUGAUGCAUUUGUUCUAA